AUGAUAUGCGGGCCAGACUACACAUUUUACAGUGUAAAUGCAAGUUGGCCGGGCAGCGUUCAUGACUCAAGGGUGUUACGGAAUUCGGCUGUAAGUCAAAGAUUUGACAAUGGAUGGAGACCAUUUCCGGAUGCUGUUGUUUUGGGUGAUAGUGGUUACGGACUAAAAAACUGGUUGAUAUCACCAUUACGCCGAAAUCCCGAUAGCCCUGCUGAAGAGGCUUUCAAUCGUUGCCACAAAAAAACACGGCGCAUAAUUGAAAACAGUUUUGGCAUUCUUAAGGAAAGAUUCCCGUGUCUAAAUUAUUUGCGACUGAGGCCUGAGUUUGCAGGAAAGGUAGUUAUUGUAUGUGCCAUUUUACACAAUAUUGCCUGUAGCAUCGGAAGGAGUAGUGAAAACAUGCAACCCACUGAAGAUACUGACAACGAAAUCGAGGAAUUUGAUAUGGAAAAUGCUGAAGAAGGAAAUGAUGACCUUAAUAAUAUGGAUCAUUCGAGUGGAAUGGAAAGGCUUACUUCUCUUCUGCAAUACUUUUCGUAA
This is a messenger RNA of Calliphora vicina (urban bluebottle blowfly), 540 nucleotides long. Its product is annotated as putative nuclease HARBI1. The transcript has a single exon. The coding region runs from base 1 to 540 and encodes 179 amino acids. The record is from RefSeq and is a predicted model, not a curated record. NCBI's taxonomy places the organism in Eukaryota, Metazoa, Arthropoda, Insecta, Diptera, Calliphoridae.